CCACAAAGUAUUUUACAAAGCACCAGCAUCACACUCAAUUAUAAAACAUCGAUAUUCACGAAUGCCAAUGGCACCAAACACUUCUGACAACCUCCCCCCAACCGCAGCAUAUUUCCCAACAUCCCCUGCCUCCCCCCUCCACCCCCCAACAGCCCUCUACAAUCGCCUAUCCUCCCUCCCCCAAUCCUCCCUUGUUAAAACUCUAUCCCUAACUAUCCCCCCGCGCUCCGGCCGCGCCUUCCAAGUCCUCGCCGGGUCCAUAUUCCGGCUCUCAACGCCGGAUGGCCCUCAAGUCGGCGACUUAAAUAUCUGGAAUGCCCAUGAUCCGCGCGAGAGAUUCUGGGCCGCUAGGACGAGGCAAUUACAGGGGAGUCAUGUGAAGGAGGGAGAUCGUCUUUGGAGCUGUUUGCCGUUUAUGCGACCGUUGUGUGGGGUUAUUCGGGAUGGGUGUGGGCUUGGGGAGAGGGAGGAAGGGAGGACGGAGAGAGGGGGACGGAGUAGGUGGGGAGGUAGGGUGCAUGAUUUGUUGGGUACGAGGUGUGAUCCUUAUGUAUCCCACAUGUUAACCUCUACUUCGUAUGACUACCACUGCCACUCCAACCUUGUACGCGCCAUCCUCCCCUUCGCCCUUACCGAAUACGACAUCCAUGACGUCCUGAACGUUUUCCAAGUCACGGGUCUCGAUUCCGAAGGACGGUAUUUCAUGGAACCAUCUCCUGCAACUCCAGACUCCUUCGUCGACUUUUUCGCUGAGCAGGACUUACUGUGUGCGCUGAGUACGUGUCCAGGCGGGGAUUUGAGUGCGUGGGGAUGGCAUCAGGCCAGGGAGGCGGAGAUGGGUGUGGCUAGGGAGAGGGAGGGGAAUGGGAAUGGGGGAGGGGGGAUGAAGAGUACGUGUCGGGGUAUUAAUGUUGAGGUUUGGGAGAUUGAGGAGGGGGUGAGGGAGGAGGUGUUGAGGGACUGGAGGAGACCGGAGAGGAGUGGGUAUAUGGGUAAUCAUGGGAUGACGAUUCCGAGUGGAGAAGCAUGAAACAUCGAUAUUUGCAUUGCGUUUCUGGAAGGCUUGAAGUUGAGGCUAAAUGCUCAUUCGGAGGUUUAAUAUGUUUUGAUCCACGGGGCUUUGUGCUGAAGUAUAAUCGCAACUGAGGUAGAACGCCAAGGGGAAAAUUUAAUUAGUUAACC
Molecule: messenger RNA, 1182 nt
Organism: Lindgomyces ingoldianus
Lineage: Eukaryota; Fungi; Ascomycota; Dothideomycetes; Pleosporales; Lindgomycetaceae
Product: meiotic chromosome segregation protein
Exons: 2
Coding region: 62-1030 (322 amino acids)
Source: RefSeq, a predicted model, not a curated record